This is a messenger RNA of Paramuricea clavata, 749 nucleotides long. Lineage: Eukaryota; Metazoa; Cnidaria; Anthozoa; Malacalcyonacea; Plexauridae. The record is from the annotation of a GenBank genome assembly.
GUAGCGCCUUUGGUCAGCGACGUCCUCCGCUGACUGAAUUGAUCGCGAGUAUUUUGGUAAGAUAUCCGGAUGGUGGACAGAUUUUGAAGGUAUAUAUAAUAUAACGGUUUCGUAUGUAUACCAUUGCGAAACUCGUGUUAAAAUAUUCAUGAAGAAAACACAAAAGAAAUCAUGACCUGAAAGAGUUUGUAUAUCUGAUACAAAAUCAUGCUGAUUUACAUAAACUUUAAAUUCAAUUUUCUCACCGGCCAAAUAUCAUUCAUUUAUUUUAAUUGUUGAACUACGAAUGUUCUCGUCAAAACGUCUCACAAGCCAUUUAGAACAUUCUCGUCCGUGUUGUGUCGGAUCAGUAUGCAAACUCUCGAAGGCUCGAGUUUGUAUAUCCGACUGAUACAACAAGGCCGCUCUGCAUGUUGAAAAUAGUACAUACGUAACUAGGAAACAACUGAAGAUAUUACUUAUAUCUGUUUGACUAGGAAUUGAUUCAAAAUGCUGAUGAUGCAGGAGCAACAGAAGUUAAAUUUCUUUAUGAUGAUAAAACGUAUGGCACACAGUCACUUGUCACGCCGAAGUUAGACAAGUUCCAGGGCCCUGCGCUAUACUGCUACAAUAAUGCCGUGUUUGAAAAAGAAGACUGGAAUGGUAUUCAGAACCUCAUGCGUAGUAACAAGAAAGAAGAUCCUUUAAAAGUUGGACGGUUUGGUAUUGGGUUCAACUCAGUUUAUCAUAUUACAGGUAAUUCAGAAUAA